GCACGGCGGGGCCGCCCGCUGGGUGUGCCGCAACCCCGCGCGGUUCGGCCCGUUACUGCGGUAACCGGGAGCGUUCCGGCCGGUUGAUAACGGAACGCGGCCUCCGGUGGCGCUCAGCGACGGGAGAGAAAGAAAACGCUUUUCUCCGUAAUCAUUACGUUGUAGCAAAACUUAAACGGCGGCGCAGGGGCUGAACGGAGGGACUUUAGCAAUGAGACAGAGAACUACAAGAAACGUGUUGCACGUGGCUGUCGGAGUGUUUGUGUUGUACGUUCCGUUCCGCAGCGGUCGCUCUGUUGCCGGUGCGGUUGGUUGUGGCGGUCGCUGCGAGUUCUGGCUGUGUAAAUCACCAGCCUGAGCUCUCAGACGCGGUGCCCGAAUGGCUGCACAAAAGGUGCUCAGUAAACAGUGGCGUAGGCAUGGCUGAAUGAAUUAGGAACCUUAUUACCAUAAAGAAUGUCUGAAGACUUGCGCCGUGAGUUUGGUCGUUAUGGGCCUAUAGUUGAUGUAUACGUUCCACUUGACUUCUACACUCGUCGUCCCAGAGGAUUUGCUUAUGUUCAAUUUGAAGACGUCCGCGAUGCAGAAGAUGCUCUCCAUAAUUUGGACCGAAAGUGGAUCUGUGGUCGGCAGAUAGAAAUCCAGUUUGCACAGGGCGAUCGGAAGACACCAAAUCAAAUGAAAGCCAAGGAGGGGAGAAACCUGUACAGUUCUUCUCGUUAUGAUGAUUAUGACAGAUACAGGCGAUCUCGAAGUCGGAGUUAUGAAAGGAGACGAUCUAGAAGUCGCUCUUUUGAUUACAGCUAUAGAAGAUCAUAUAGUCCCAGAAACAGUAGACCUACUGGAAGACCUCGUCGUAGCAGAAGCCAUUCGGACAAUGAUAGGUUCAAACACCGCAAUCGAUCUUUUUCAAGAUCUAAGUCCAAUUCAAGAUCACGAUCCAAGUCACAGCCCAAGAAAGAAAUGAAGGCUAAAUCACGGUCUAGGUCUGCAUCUCACACCAAAUCUAGAGGCACUUCUAAAACAGAUUCUAAAACACACUAUAAGUCCAGCUCAAGAUAUGAAAAGGAGUCGAGAAAAAAAGAACCAGCUAGAUCCAAAUCACAGUCAAGAUCACUUUCUAGAUCUAGAUCAAAAUCCAGAUCCAGGUCUUGGACUAGUCCCAAGUCCAGUGGCCACUAAUAGUGAAUCCAUGUUGGCUUUAGGCAUGUAAGAUUCAUUUACACACAGUUCAGUUUACUUAAAUUAUCAGGAAUAUGAUGUUGCAACAGUGCUAAAAAAAAAUCUUUUCUUUGUCAGUUUUCCCUGUAGCAGACAAUGGUUAAAAUUUAAAACAGUGUGGAGCAGCCACUGAAACAGAGGGAGAGAGAGAGAGAAUGUUCUCUUGGUUACGUGUUAUGGGCAGCUACUGAAUUGAUUGUGGUGUCUCAAUGUAUAUUUUUGUAAAGAUUUGCAUUUUUAAUGCUUAGAUAUUGGUGAUGACUUGAUUGGUCGUAAUUUGCAACAUUGUCUUGUUGAAAAUGUCAUGCCCAUAGCAAUUGAUACCAGUUUGUACUGAACAGUUAAACCAACUGUUUAACGUGUUCUUUAAUGCUAAACGUGGUAAAAUGGAAAACUGGACAGCUGUAGUGCAACACUGACUGCUGUGAAAUGCAGACUGGUAAUUCUAUGUCUCCGUUGUUCAAAGGCAGGUUUCUGUAUUUGCCAUGCCCAAUGACAAGUAGGUUGUUAAAUGGAGCUCUGUGGAGAGAGGUGUUUGAAAUUCCUCUGCCAUCUGGAGAGAUGGUGCUGCUGCAGUUACUGCACGGAGAGACAGUUGGGCUUGGAAGCUCAGACUGAGGUUGUGCAGUGUUGUGACUUGUCAGGAAAGAGGCCUCGCUGCUCUUGGCCUGGCUGCUAAUACGAAACGUGUGAGGGGGGAGGGGACACCUUGAAAUGGAAAAUUAAAUUCAGAUUCCAGAAAAUGACAGAGCAACUAAAUACUAGGUUGUGUGUACAUUUUACGCAGUUUUUGUAUCUAUUCUACAUUUUAGUGAGCAGUUAACCAUGAAAUUGCUUAGUUUUUCUGCUGUUAGAUACAAGUAGAUUGUUUUGAGUUGUGUGUGUACAGUAUAUAAGAACUCAACUUUUAUGCCAAUGACUCCUGUGGUUAGUUGGUGUAUUCAUAGGUAUAAAACUGCAGCCAUCUCUCUUCUUGAGUAAAAAAAGGCUUGCUUUUAUACACUGAAGUGUCUAGAGAAGCAAGUCUGAAUCACUUCUUCCUCUGAAUGGAUAGUGGUUUAGUUACAAAAUUUCAUUUUACUUAAGAACAAGCGUUUAAAGUUGGAUAUGAACAAGAGCUGCAUUCUAGUUAUUUAGUUUCACUAAUACAGUACAUUUAGUAAAUUGAAUGUGAAAAAUUACAAAACCAGUGUGUAAUCUUAACAGUAUUUCUCUAGAAGAAGACAAGAUAUUUUGUUAUGAAAAUGGCUUUUGGCAUUGUUUUGUUUUUUUUCCUUUAUCUCAAAAAGCCAGCAGCAAACACCCGGUGCUCGUGUAGCAGUGUAUGAAGACACAGAUUUCAAACAGAUGAUUUUUAGAGAAAUGUUUUAGGGUUUGGUUUCAGUGUUUUCAGCGGGGCCUUUCAAGAAAUGCAAAUGGCUUUUAAAUGUUAGUGGCAGAACGUGCUUAGGGGAUUGAUUCUAGGAACCUUAGUACGUUUGUAGUAUUUCUAACUAUUUUCUUUACUGUUUGCAGUUAAUGUUCAUGUUCUGCUAUGCAAUCAUUUAUAUGCACGUUCCUUUAGUUUUGUAGACUUUCCUGGAUGUAUAGUUUAAAAACAGCAUAAAGUCUAUUUAAAACUGUAGCAGUAGUGUGCAGCUCUAGCAGAGGAAAGUUGUGGGAUUAAACUUUGUAUUUCCUUUCUUAUAGAGGCUUCUAAAAAGGUAUUUUUAUAUGUUCUUUUUAACAAAUAUUGUGUACUACAUUUAAAACAUCAAUGUUUUGAUCAAAAUAACUAAAGACCCAGCUUAUUUUCUGCUUGCUGUAAAUUUAGCAAACAUGCUGUAAUAAAAAAAAAAAUGAAGGAAAUACUGAUCCACUGGAAUUAUUGUAGCUUUAGAAUUUGACUCCAAGGCAUGGCCAGGAACAGAGCUGUGCAUCCCUUAUGGAGUAAAAUCCUUACUAUAGUAUUUCAGUAAAGUCAGGAAUUUAUCAUUUGUUGCCUGAAUAAAUAUCAUUUUCUAUUUUUAAA
This is a messenger RNA of Coturnix japonica (Japanese quail), 3232 nucleotides long. The record is from RefSeq and is a predicted model, not a curated record. Lineage: Eukaryota; Metazoa; Chordata; Aves; Galliformes; Phasianidae.